This is a messenger RNA of Lethenteron reissneri (Far Eastern brook lamprey), 4309 nucleotides long. Its product is annotated as ras-related protein Rab-7L1-like. Gene Ontology annotation, cellular component: phagocytic vesicle; late endosome; lysosome. Gene Ontology annotation, biological process: phagosome-lysosome fusion; endosome to lysosome transport. The record is from RefSeq and is a predicted model, not a curated record. Lineage: Eukaryota; Metazoa; Chordata; Hyperoartia; Petromyzontiformes; Petromyzontidae. Gene Ontology annotation, molecular function: GTP binding; GTPase activity.
GGUGAGCCCCAGUGCACUGUAGACAAUGACCUGGCAAGCGAUGCGCACUCGAGUCUGAUCAUCAUCAGCAGGCUCGAACACACUGCCUGUGUGUGUGUGUGCGCGUCUUACAUCCAUUUGUAAUUACUGUUGUUCUGUGUUAAUUGUUGAUCGUUGAGAUAGACUGGAGGAGAAUACGUCAGCUCAUUCGCUUUCACUCGGGAUAAUAGGUGCACAUUUUUUUUUUUUGGUGCGGGUGGCUGAAGAGCUGUAGGCUACCGCUAGCUGCUCCCGACGACCAAUUAAGACAAUUAAAGCAAUUAAGACUGUCAUUCUGGAUGAGGAGUUGCCCAUGCUGUGCGGGUCGUGGGGGUUAUUAUUAUUCGACCAUUCUUCAUCACGGCUGGUCGGCUCCAGUUGGUGAAGUUGGUAGCAGGCGGGCAAUACAGAGACGUGGGAGCAUAGGCGGUGCAGUACAACCGCGUUGUGGUCAUGGAGGAGCUCUUCAAGGUGGUGGUGGUGGGAGAGGUACAGGUGGGGAAGACCUCGUUUGUGCAGAGGUACAGCCGCAACGCCUUCACGGAGAAUUACCGCAUGACCAUGGGAGUGGACUUCGCCUACAAAGUCCUCAAGUGGACAGACACGCAGACGAUUAAACUGCACCUCUGGGACGUGGCAGGCCAGGAACGAUACAUGAGCGCCACGAAGCAGUUCUACCGCGGGGCCUCGGGCUGCGUGGUCAUCUACGACCUCACGUCGCGUCAUUCGUUCAACAGGGCGCUCCUCUGGAAGGAGAGCAUCGACGCGCACGCCAGCCUGCCCGACGGCAGCCCCGUGCCGUGCCUGCUCCUGGCGAACAAGAGUGACCUGUCGGAGCGGGAGGUGAGCGCCGCGGACAUGGAGCGUGCGUGCCGUGAACACAAGUUCCUCGCGUGCAAGGAGAUCUCCGUGAAGAAGAACAAGAACAUUGGUGACGCAAUGAGGUGUCUGGUGGAGGCGAUGAUGGGAUGGGUGGCCAAGAACUCCUCGCAGAGCUUGGAGCAGGACAAUGUUCAGCUUAACGACGAGAAGGCCUCUUGGUCGUGCUGCAGAUGAAUGCACCGCGACGUCCUCGAACUUCUGGGUCCUAACUCAAACACUCACGCCAUUGGCUGGCUCCCCGCUCCCUCCUGAGGACUUGCGCUCAUCUCUUGUGUGCGUCACACCGGCUGCUGCUGUUGCUGCUGCCUGGUGCUGCACAACACCACUGCACACACACACACGACUCGCGAGUGAGAGCAAGUUCUAAGAUGAGAGGGGGGCAGGCAGGUCGGAGGACUGGACGCUGGGAUUUAAGAGGCGCACCGAGCGAGGAGCGUAACUGCUUUUUGUGUUUAGUUUGUUGUCCUUCCCCCGCACCUCCGAUUAGCACGGUUGGCUACUUACGGUUCGAAAGAAGUUCAACACACACACGUGGUUGUCAUUGAGCCCUGGUGCGAGGAAUGAAACGGGGCCACCCCCUGUACGAUCCAACCCCUUCCCCCAUUCGCCCCUCAUUAUCGGCUCGGAAGGGAAGAUCGUUGGAGAUAGGGUGGUAGGGAACAUCCAAGGACAAAGUCCAUGUUGAAUGUACUAAACCUUCUUUAACACUGCUCGAGCAUUGGAACAUGAGUGAAAUAGAUGUAACCAACGAUGUAGAUAAUUAAGGCAUUUGGCCACGCUUUACCAUGGCUUGCUUUGGCUAGUGACAAAAACCAAACCGAAUGUUCCUGCCUCUCUGCCUUACGUAACUUACACAAUGUGUGAAUCAGAACCAGGGGCAGACUUCUCGUUCUUGGCUACCAACACCAAUACCCGCCAUUCGCCACGAAGGCCCGGUGGACUUUGAGGCCACGUGAAGUGUCGAAGGCUCGCUGACAGGAGGUCACGGGUCAGAGCCGGGCACACACCAAGGGCGGCCGAAUGAGGAACAGGAGGAGCCUGUGCUCCGCGAUGACGUCAUUGCGUCUGAACCGCGUAAAUAUAAAUGUGUCACGUAAACAAAACACGCCAAUUCGUUACUAGUUUAAUGACAGAAGCCAAUAUGUAGCCUAAGGGCUAUUUAAAAAAAAACAAAGGUCUGCGACUGGUAGAAAGGGGCCUCCACGGUGAUUGGUCGGGAGGCAGACUUUGAAAGGGAUUGGAGGAAUAAGAUUUGAACGGGAAACAGAGAAGAUCCAUUAUAGGGGAAGGAUAGGGAUUGGCUAAGAAAAAACAAGAUCAAGAAGGUUCUAGAAAGGGGGCCCCGAGGAGUACAAAGGGGAGAAAGCACGAGGAGUUGGGAUGUUCGAAGGAAGUUACGAGCUGAAGACAAAACGAAGCCUCGGGCCCCAUUUUGUGGCUGUGUUCCAACAAAGUCGCUCUCAUUACAUCGUCGUCAGAGUCGCUACACUCGUACAGCACACCGGUGUGUUAGAGAGUAUACCCACAACAUUUCCAAUUUGAGUAAGACGUUUGGCCAGUAACUACAGCUAGCAUCAUCAGGCGACAGCCACAUUUUGCUGUCGCCUGAUGAUGCUAGUUGUAAUUACUGGCGAAAAGGCACGGUACUCGAAUUGUAAAUGAUGUGGGUUUACUCUCCAACACACCGGUGUAGUGUACUAGUAACGAAUUGGUAUGUUUGUAUUACGUGACAAAUCUUACUAAUUUGCUAUGUCAGGUGGUGGCGGAUUUAGCGACACAUUUACGCGAUCUAACCCCCACCCCAAAAAACACCUCUAUUAUGGAUAAUAUUGGUCGCGAAAGCCCACGGCGCUUUAAACCGAAAAGCCUUUUCGGCCAACGUGAUGACGUCACGCACCAUGCAGACGCCUUUAACGAUGGCGUCUUCUUGAGCGUGACUUCAUGCCCAGGUGCAGGACCCAUAUCAGUCUCGGUUCGCCCCCGUACUCGGAGGACGCCGUUAAAAUUAAUUGCUUGCAAGGUUAUGGGGAGAAAAUACGAGUUUUUUAACGAAGUUGAGUUGUGCGACAUUUGCCGAAAUAAACAGCUUAGCUGAUUGUGGUAUGAGAUAUGCUUGGGAUGUAGCCAUCAGACUGUAAUGUGUUUGUAUAGCCAGUGGAAAAACGUGUUUGAAGUGGCCUGAUUUAUGUUUUAGUGUCCCGAUGUGCAGUCUUCAGAAUUUAAAUAUAAUGAUUGAGCAGCACGUUUAACAUGAAGAUGAUAAGAGAAUCAUUGAACGUAUUUAAAUAUAAUUGCGUUAUCAUUUUGACGAACAAAAGAUAAAUGGUCGCCUCCUGUCGCGUGCGAUAAUUGUUAGAACAUCAAACGACUCGAUUCUAAGUCACGACUUCUUGCGUCUGAAAGCACUUCACAAUUAAUUUUAAAGAACAUUUCUCAAUAAGGUUCAGGUGCCAAUAGCCAUGCACGCUCGCUGCGGUGGUGAGAUGUUAUCUCCCUCGCCUGGCAUGCAGGAGGUCAUGGGUUCAUCCCGACCCUGGCUGGCGCCUGCUGUAUACUUGGAGUUUGCGUCUCUCUCUCUCCCCGUGGUCGCGUGGAUUUUUCUCGGGGUCCUUCGGUUUUUCCCUCCGCAUUUAGAAUCAACAUCACGCGUUCAGAGUAUUUGGUUGCUAUUAAUGGCCACAUAAGCCACUUUCGAUUUAAAGCUUUCGUGACUGCAGGGAUUCAUCUUCUUGGUUCUUUCGGUAAAGUCACGUAGAAGGGAAAUAAUAAAAUAAUAAAAAUAAAACAUAAUAAAAUAAUUCUCACGACAGUUUCGGCCACAACGCAAGCAGCCGUCCGGCUUAUGUGUCAUUUUUAUUAUUUUAUUAUUUCUCUUCUACGUGACUUUACCGAAAGAACCACGGAGAUAAGCCACUUUGUUGAGCUCUCAUCUGUGGUCAAGUCGCUUCUGAAAAAGAGCUACACAACUGAGUGGGCAUUACCUGGUAAAAUAAAAACAAAUAAUUGUUGUAAUAGUUUCGUUCAUAAAUGGGGCCCCCUGAUCAAUUAUCUCCCCUCUUCAAAGCCCAGCACCCGCGCCCCUCUGGUCUGUGUGCCCCGGUGCAGUUUCACCGCCGGCGCACGAAUCGAGAGCUCCACCACCGCUCUCAGGGCUGGAGUCCCUCUCCCGAUCACAACUGGGUUGUCCACAUUCGUGCGCAGUGAAGGAUGUAGCCAAGUGUUUGAUUUUCCAUAGGAUGUGCUGAUGUGGCGCGUUUAAUUUUACCCGUCCAGCUGUUCUUUGUGCCUGUUAAUAAACACGCUGGGUUAAAAAAAAGUCAACAGGGGUGUCCACAUCCUUUAUUACAGAAUUAGAAUAAGACAGCCGUUUGAACUGCUGACAUGUUAACAUAUUCCUUUAAUUCUUAGG